GGAUGGGCCCACAGCUGCGGGUGCUCUCUGGAUUGGCACAUUGGCCCGCGGUCGGGCUCGUGACUGCUACCAAGACAGCCGGCUCUACUCCUUGCUUGGAAUUGAGGUACGAAAAUCAUGUUUGUCUCACUCUCGUGCAUUUGUUCUCAUUGUUCUGCUCAAGUACUAUAUCUCAAGAUAUGUUAAAUGGGUUAACAAUUUUAUGUAUUGAAAAUAAGGUAUUUGAAAUACUUGAUCUUGAAGAUGUUAUUGAUAAUUUUGUUUCUCAAAGUGUUAGAAAAUCUAAAUUAUUUCAAUAAUUAUUUGAGUAUUAUUUGAUACUUUAUUAUGUUUUAUAGUUAAUAUUAAAGUUGUGUGACUUUUCACCUAAUGCCCUCGUAAUGUCAGGAACGACCCUGCUCCAACGUCGUUUAAUAUAUUUGUUCAUAUAUAUGGUACCCAACCCACUUCAUAUGAGACUAAUUGUUGUGAAAUUAUAAAUGACAGGAAUUCUAAAACACAUUGCCAGCAUCUUAGGUUAAUAACUUAAACAUCUCGUAUUAUAUCGUGCAAGUGCAUAUACCUCGUCUCGUCGAUCUAUUCAUGAAAUUGGGUGAAUUAAUGUAGUUUAGCAGCUUUAAAACCCUGUUAGUCUCAAACCUUAAUUUGUGUAUUAAUCUAUUUCUCAUGGAGAGAGACCAACCCCUAACCCCCGGCGGGCGGCUCUUCCUGCAGCCGCAACUGGACCAAGUCAUCAACGCCGCCAUCGCCGUCGAGCUCCCUCUCGAUGUCGAUGCCUUCAGAGCCGAACUCAAAAGCUCGGUCAUACCCAAACACCCCAGGUUUUGCAGCCUCCUCGUGCGAGACGCACGCGGCCGCGAGCACUGGCGGAGAACCGCCGUGGACAUCGACCGCCACCUAAUUAUCCACCACCAACCGCUCUCCGACGACCCCUCCCUCUCCGACGAAGACUCGGUGAACGAUUUCAUCGCCGGUCUGUCGGUUACGUCGCCCCUCCCCACCGAUAAACCCCUGUGGGAAGUCCACCUGCUCAUGGCGCAUAGAACCAUGCUGUUUCGUUUCCACCACGCGCUUGGCGACGGCAUCUCCUUGAUGUCGAUGACGCUCUCGUGCUGCAGAAGGGCAGAUGACCCCACGCAGCUGCCCACUAUCGCCGGCGUCGGCGCCGCCGCCACCACCAGGAGAAGCUGGAGCCUCUGGACGCUGCUCAUGGUUGUUUGGUACACUUUGGUAUCCGUUUUCCAGUUGACGCUCAGACUUCUGUGGCUUAAGGACAAGGCCACCGCCGUGAGCGGCGGCGCCGGGGUGGAGCUCUGGCCGCGGAAGAUUGCCACUGCGAGGUUCCGGCUCCAAGACAUGAAGACAGUCAAGCAAGCGGUUGCUAACGCGACCAUCAAUGAUGUUCUCUUUGGGCUAAUAUCGUGUGGGCUGUCACGUUACUUGGACAUCACCGAAUCACCUAACGCUUUGCGUGAGGGUCAACAGAUCACAGGCGUUGCCAUGGUGAAUUUGAGAUCCCAAUCUGGAUUGCAGGAUUUAUCGAAGCUGAUGGAUAGUGAAUCUGGAUCGCGUUGGGGCAACAAGUUUGGGAUGCUAAUGUUACCUAUUUAUUACCAUAGAGAGAGUUCGGAUCCAAUGCAGUUCUUGAAGAGAGCCAAGCUUAUGAUUGACAAGAAAAAGAUGUCCUUCGAAGCCCCCCUUUCCUACAACAUUUCCUACUUACUCAUGUCUCUUUUCGGACCAAGAAUUGCUUGCCUUCUCAAUUACCCGAUCCUUUGCAAUACAAGUUUCACUAUAUCAAACGUGGUUGGGCCUAAGGAGGAGAUAAUGGCUGCAGGCAACCCCGUCAAGUACAUGAGGGUCACUUCCAGCAGCCUACCACAUGCGAUCACAAUGCACAUGGUGAGUUAUGCUGGAGUUGCUGACUUGCAAAUUAUGGUUGCCAAAGACAUAAUUCCAGAACCUAAAGUUCUAGCAAAGUGUUUCCAAGAUGCAUUACUCCAAAUGAAGGAAGCUGUUGAUCAGGCUGCACCUCAUCUCCAACCAAUUGUUUAAUUACUAUUAAUACUCAUAUACUUCAUCAACUAACUUUAUACCGAUAUAUUAAUUGGCAUUGACUCUGUAUACCAAUAUAUUUAUGAACUUGCAAUGCAAAUCUGUACGAGCUUUUAUUACUA
Messenger RNA from Salvia miltiorrhiza (redroot sage), 2177 nucleotides. Its product is annotated as wax ester synthase/diacylglycerol acyltransferase 11-like. Gene Ontology annotation, cellular component: plasma membrane. The transcript is spliced from 7 exons. Gene Ontology annotation, molecular function: long-chain-alcohol O-fatty-acyltransferase activity; diacylglycerol O-acyltransferase activity. Lineage: Eukaryota; Viridiplantae; Streptophyta; Magnoliopsida; Lamiales; Lamiaceae. Gene Ontology annotation, biological process: triglyceride biosynthetic process. The coding region runs from base 667 to 2055 and encodes 462 amino acids. The record is from RefSeq and is a predicted model, not a curated record.